Molecule: messenger RNA, 976 nt
Organism: Prunus dulcis (almond)
Lineage: Eukaryota; Viridiplantae; Streptophyta; Magnoliopsida; Rosales; Rosaceae
Product: protein ELF4-LIKE 3
Exons: 3
Coding region: 390-734 (114 amino acids)
Biological process (GO): positive regulation of circadian rhythm; entrainment of circadian clock
Source: RefSeq, a predicted model, not a curated record
UUUGGACACACUGAGAAGGGGGGUCCGAGCGUGACUGUCAAAUCUACAUAUUCUCUCUUUCUCUCUCUAAUUUUUUUACAGAAUUCAGAGGUGUUGUGGUCUGUUCUCCUCUCCUCUAUUUCUGUUCUCUUCUGUUCCGGAGAUUCGAUUCAAUCGCCGAUCUUUUGCAGCGUUUUUCGGAUUCCGUCGUCUUCCUCUUUCAUUCAAUCUCUGUCUUAGCGCAGAAUAUAAUGUUCCAGAUUUUCAAGUAGUACUCUCAUGGCCUCAUCUUCUCUGCAUCAUUGACUGGCUUCUGUUUUUUUUUUGGGGGGGUCUUUGAGAUUCUUCUUUGGGAACUCUGAGCUUUAGGACUGGUUCUGAUCUGAUCGAAUUCUGACUCGAAAAUAAAAAUGGAGGGUGACACAUUUUCAGGGCUUGGCAAUGGUACCCAAAUUGAUGGCAAGGUUUUGCAGACAUUUCAGAAGAGCUUUGUUCAAGUCCAGAAAAUCUUGGACCAGAACAGGCUGCUCAUAAAUGAGAUAAAUCACAACCAUGAGUCUAAGAUCCCUGACAACCUCAGCAGAAAUGUGGGUCUGAUCAGAGAGCUCAACAAUAAUAUCAGGAGGGUGGUUGACCUGUAUGCUGAUCUUUCAAGUUCCUUCACCAAAUCCAUGGAUACUUCUUCUGAGGGAGACUCCAGUGGUGCUUUGAAAUCUGAUGCAAAAGCUGGGCACAAGCGGAUUAGGCCUGCAUAGAGAUCAUAAUUGUCUUCUUGAUUCUUUUGCAUGGUGGGAAGAAAAGAGAUUCACAAUUCUGUUGAGAUGGUAGAAAAAAAAAAUUGAUUAGAUUCUGUAACUCUACUGUAUCUGUGAACUAUCCCUAGAUCUUCACUCACUUUCUCCUUACAUUUGUUAGAUAAUAAUUUCCCAGAAUUCCUAUUUCAUUGUAAGUCUGUAACUGUGGAUCUAAUUGAAGGAAAAAAAAAGAAAAAAAAGGG